Messenger RNA from Loxodonta africana (African savanna elephant), 4862 nucleotides. It is a transcript of the gene ABCC11, whose product is annotated as ATP binding cassette subfamily C member 11. Gene Ontology annotation, biological process: transmembrane transport. Gene Ontology annotation, molecular function: ATP binding; ATP hydrolysis activity; ABC-type transporter activity. Bases 42 to 4211 code for a protein of 1389 amino acids. The record is from RefSeq and is a predicted model, not a curated record. The transcript has 29 exons. Gene Ontology annotation, cellular component: plasma membrane. NCBI's taxonomy places the organism in Eukaryota, Metazoa, Chordata, Mammalia, Proboscidea, Elephantidae.
CUCUGAUUCUGGGAAACAAAGAAUUGGCAAAAUAACUGAAAAUGACCAGAAGGAGAACGUACUGGGUCCCUGACACCUCUGGCGGCCUGGUGAAUCUCGGCAUGGACGUAGGCGAUGACAUGGUUUCAGGAAUUAACUACAAAAUGUUUACUGUCAAGGACGGCCCCUGGAGCCAGCAGGAGAGGAAACACGAGGCACCGGGGAAGGAGGAUAUUCUUCCUUGGGGGAAGUAUGAUGCUGCCUGGAGAAACAUGAUUCCCAUCCGCCCCAAGCCAAAGUUUCCUGCUCCUCAUCCCCAGGAUGAUGCUGGCCUGUUCUCCUACAUCACAGUGUCCUGGCUCACCCCACUAAUGGUCCGAGGCUUACGGUUUCGCUUAGAUGAGAAUACCAUUCCCCCGCUGUCAGUACAUGAUGCCUCAGACAAAAAUGCCAAAAGGCUCCGUCGCCUCUGGGAAGAAGAAGUCUCGAGGCGUGGGAUUGACAAGGCUUCAAUACUUGGAGUGAUGCUGAGGUUCCAGAGAACAAGGGUUCUAUUCAAUGUAUUUAUGGGCGUCCUCUACUGUGUGGCAAGUGUACUGGGGCCAUUGCUGGUUAUACCAAAGAUCCUGGAAUAUUCUGAAGAGCUGUCGGGGAAUGUUUUCUAUGGAGUGGGACUCUGCUUUGCCCUUUUUUUCAGUGAGUGUUUCAAGUCUGUGUCUCUGUGUUCAUGUUGGACCAUCGACCUGCACACAGGCAUGAGAUUUCGCACAGCUGUUUCCUCACUUGCCUUUGAGAAGCUGAUUCAAUUUAAGUCUUUGAAACACGUCUCCACGGGAGAGGUCAUCAGCUUCUUCACCAGCGAUGUAAACUACCUGUUUGAAGGUGUGUACUACGGCCCGCUGAUCUUGAUGGCCUGUUCAUCGUUGAUUGCCUGUUCCGUUAGCUCCUACCUCAUUCUUGGACCCACUGCCUUCAUUGCCAUUUUUUUCUUUUUGCUGAUUUUUCCACUGGAGGUAUUCCUGACCAGCAAAGUCGUGAAGAUACAGGAUCACACAGCUGUGGUCAGUGACCAGCGCAUCCGUGUGACCACUGAGGCUCUCACGUCCAUUAAGCUGAUUAAAAUGUACACAUGGGAGGAACCAUUUGCAGCAAUAAUUAAAGACCUAAGGAAUACAGAGAGGAAAUUACUGGAAAAGAGUGGGCUAGUCCAGAGCUUGACCAACAGUGUGUUCUUCUUAUCCCCAGUGGUGUCCACAGUGAUAAUGUUUCUCAUCCACACAGCCUUAAAAUUAGAGCUCACAUCUUCAGCGGCCUUCACUACAAUGGCCGCCUUGAAUCCCCUGAGGCUGUCCGUGUUCUUUGUGCCCUUCUCAAUCAAAGCCCUCACAGAUUCCAAGUCUGCAGCCAACAGGUUCCAGAAAUUUUUCCUCCAGGAGAGCCCUGUUUCAUAUGUCCAGACAUUAAAAGACCCCAGCAAGGCACUGGUUUUGGAGGGGGCCACGUUGUCAUGGAGACAGACCUGCCCUGGGUUUGUCAACGGAGCAUUGGAGUCGGAGAACAAUGGACAUACCCCUGAAAGGAUGGCUGGGGCUCAGCCACGUUCAGGUGGCCUCAGGCCAGAGGACAAAGGAGACAGGCUGGAGCCAGAGCUGUACAAGAUAAAUAUGGUGGUGUCAAAGGGGACGACGAUAGGGCUCUGCGGCAACACGGGGAGCGGCAAGACCAGCAUGUUGUCAGCCAUCUUGGGGGAGAUGCAUUUGCUGGAGGGCUCGGUGGGCGUGCACGGAAGCCUGGCUUACGUGCCCCAGCAGGCCUGGAUCACCGCGGGCAGUGUCAGAGAGAACAUCCUCCUGGGAAGCCAGUAUGACAAGACCCGGUACCUCCAGGUGAUCCACUGCUGCUCCCUGAAACAGGACCUGGAAAUUCUGCCCUUCGGAGACAUGACAGAGAUCGGGGAGCGGGGUCUCAACCUCUCUGGGGGGCAGAAGCAGAGGAUCAGCCUGGCCCGAGCUGUCUACUCCGAUCGAGAGAUCUACCUGCUGGAUGACCCCCUGUCAGCUGUGGAUGCCCAAGUGGGGAAGCACAUCUUUGAGGAGUGCAUUAAGAAGAUGCUCCAGGGGAAGACCAUUGUCCUGGUGGCCCACCAGCUACAGUAUUUAGAGUUUUGUGACCAGAUCAUAUUGCUAGAAGAUGGGAGAAUUUGUGAAACUGGAACACACAAUGAAUUAACACAGAAAAGGGGGAAAUAUGCCCAGCUCAUCCAGAAGGUGUACCAGGAAGCCACACAGAACGUGUCACCAGACAUAGCAAAGAUAGCAGAGAAGCUGCUGGUGGAAGGUCAAGCUGGGGCUACGUCACAGGAACAGCCUCUCAAUGAAAAUGCUUGUAAUGAUGCUGGGAAACCAGUGCUGGAGAAUCAGCUCACAAAGAAGGAGAAGAUGGAAGAAGGUUCCAUGAAUUGGCGUGUCUACCACUACUACAUCCAGGCAGCUGGAGGUUAUGUGGCCUCUAUCAUGGUUUGCCUUCUCAUGGUGAUGUGCAUUUCCCUCUUGACCUUCACCUCCUGGUGGCUGAGCUAUUGGUUGGAGCAGGGCUCAGGGACCAAUGGCAGUCGAGAGAGCAACGGGACCAAUGCAGAGCCGGCUGACCUGCUGGACAAUCCGCAGCUGCUGUUUUACCAGCUGGUGUAUGGCCUCAGCACUCUGCUCCUAUUCUGCAUAGGGAUCUGUUCCUCGUACUUUUUCUCCAAGGUCACGAGAAAGGCGUCCACAGCCCUGCACAACAAGCUCAUCAUCAAGGUUUUCCGCUACCCCAUGAGUUUCUUUGACACAACCCCAGUGGGCCAACUCUUGAACUGCUUUGCGGGAGACUUGAACGAGCUGGACCAGAUCUUGCCCGUUAUUGCUGAAGAGUUUCUGCUUAUAUUUUUGACGGUGGUCUCCACCCUGCUGAUUAUCACUGUGCUGUCUGUGUAUAGCCUGGCGAUUGCAGCCGUACUUGCCGUUGUCUGCCUUCUUUUUUAUAAGAUGUCCAAAAGGGCCAUCAGGGUGUUCAAGAGACUGGAGAGCUACAGUCGGUCUCCUUUUCUCUCCCACAUCCUCACCUUCCUGCAUGGCCUGAGUUCCAUCCAUGUCUAUGGGAAAACUGAAGACUUCCUCAGCCAGUUUAAAAGGCUGACUGAUGCACAGAGUAACUACCAGCUGUUGUUUCUGUCUUCCACACGUUGGGUGGCGUUGAGGCUUGAGAUCAUGACCAAUCUGGUGACCUUGACUGUAGCCUUGUUCGUGGCCUUUGGCAUUUCUUCUGCCUCCUAUUCCUAUAAAGCCAUGACUAUCAGCCUUGUCCUGCAGCUGGCAUCCAGCUUCCAGGCCACUGUCCGGUUUGGUUCGGAGACAGAGGCGUACUUCAUGGCUGUGGAGAGGAUGCUACAGUACAUGAAGAUUUGUGUCCCUGAGGCUCGUUGGAAUGUGGAAGACGUGAGCCCUCCCCUUGGGUGGCCACAGCAUGGGGAAAUCACCUUCCAGGAUUAUCAGAUGAAAUACCGAGACAAUAGCCCUAUUGUUCUUGAUGGCAUCAACCUGACGAUUCGCAGCCAGGAAGUGGUGGGCAUCGUGGGAAGGACGGGCUCAGGGAAGUCUUCCUUGGGAGUGGCUCUCUUCCGCCUGGUGGAGCCCACAGCAGGACGGAUUCUCAUUGAUGGUGUGGACAUCUGCAGCAUUGGCCUGGAGGAGCUGAGAUCCAAGCUCUCAGUUAUCACUCAAGAUCCAGUCCUGCUCUCUGGAACCAUCAGAUUCAACCUAGAUCCCUUUGACUGCUACACAGAUGAGCAGAUCUGGGAUGUCUUGGAGAAGACAUUUCUGGCCAAGACAAUUGCAAAGUUGCCAGAACGACUGCAAGCAGAAGUUGUGGAAAAUGGUGGAAACUUUUCUGUGGGGCAGAGGCAGCUGCUCUGCAUCGCUCGAGCAAUCCUUCGCAACUCCAAGAUCAUCCUUAUUGAUGAAGCCACAGCCUUCAUCGACCUGGAGACUGAUGCCCUGAUUCAGCAUGCCCUCCGUGAGGCCUUCCAAGGCUGCACAGUGCUGGUUAUUGCACACCGCAUCACCACAGUCCUCAGCUGUGACCGCGUCCUUGUCUUGGGCAACGGCAAGGUCUUGGAGUUUGACAAGCCUGAGGUCCUGCAGAAGAAGCCCGGGUCGGUGUUUGCAGCCCUACUGGCCGCAGCCUCUCACUGACCUACAGUGAAGCAGAGACUGCAUGAGGCUGAGCUCAGAAGGUCCCCAAGGUGUAGCAUGAGGCCUUCUUGUUAAGAGACCUCCAGUUCUUCAGAAAGUGGGGCUGAAAUUUGGUGAGGUGUGCUGGUGAUGGGAUGGAAGAGAAGACCCAAGGGGCAUAACUGGAACGGGCCACUCUGGGCCCCAAACCUGGGAGCCCAGCACCAUUUGGACUGUGGAGUCCAAUGAUCAUGGGUCUCUUUUUAAUUUGUAUGCUGAAUGAUUUCAUGACAAUAUAAAAGCUUAUGACUGUUUUCUGAUCUGUGUUAAAAGUAUUGCAAAUGAUGUAGUCAGUUUGUAAAAAAAACUAAGGAAAAGCCUCUCUCUUUAUUAAGCUCUCUAUGUUAGCUGGUACUUGUCCAAGUGCAAGGAACAGAAACCCUCUCAAACUGACUUCUAGAUAAAGGGACUUUAUUGGCUCACGUAACUGAAAGGUCUUAAAAUAUUUUUUGUUGGGUACCAGAAUAAAAAAGAUGUCUGCCUUGGGACUCUGUUUCUCUUCUGUUAGCUCUGCUUUCCUUCAGUUGCUUUCAUUUUCUGGUCUUUUCUCAUCUUGAGGUGGCAGUGUGGCUGCCAGUGGCUCCAGGCUCAUGUGCUGCCCCCUCAGCAACC